ACGAUCCCCAAGGAAGGUGCCCAGAACCUGGGAAUUGUUAAACUGCUGCUGUAUUUUCGGUGGACGUUCAUUGGUCUCCUUGCUGCAGAUACUGAUAAUGGAGAACGUUUCAUUAGGACCUUCAACCCUGUGCUGGCUCAGAAUGGCAUCUGUGCUGCAUUUUCACAAAUUACAUUACUAGAUAUCGAGAAUUUCCGUGAUCUGAUUUCUAUUUUCAAAAUGUGGCACCAAAUCAACGUCUUUGUUUACUAUGCAGAGUUCACAUUUAUAGAAGGAGAAGUGUUUGUGGAAAUCAUAUUGAACUUUGUGAAAAAACCUGUUUUAGGAAAAACCAACCAAGGGACCAAAUUUGAAAAUUUCAGAGAUUUCUAUUUUUUAAUUAAAGCAUUUAUUAUUAAAAUAUUUCACUGUGCAUAUGGGAAGCCUGCCUUGUCUGUGAAAGGUUGGACAAGGUGUAUAGAGGAAAAGAAAAUGGGGACUCUACCUCAAGAGAAGAUUGAAAAGAUCUUUUCUCUAGACAGUUCCUUAACUUCCAAUGCCAUCCAAAUUGUGGCACAUGCCUUAAAUGUGGCUUGUUCAUCCCAGUCCCAAAAAACAAUGAGGAAGAGAAAAGCCAAGCUGGAAGUUGAAAAGAUCCAACCAUGGCAGACAUUGCCUUACUCCCAGUGUGUGGAAGCUUGUCAGCAUGGAUAUUUCAAGGUGGUCCAGGAGGGGAAACCAAAUUGCUGCUACAACUGUGCCCCCUGUGCAGAAGGGAGGAUUUCUACCCAAGAAGAUGCAAACUACUGCAUCAGAUGUCCAGAAAAUCAAUAUCAGAAUAAGAAGCGAGAUCAAUGUAUUGCCAAAAAUGUCACGUUUUUGUCCCAUCAAGAGAAUUUGGGGAUCAUCCUUACUACCUUUGCCCUAUUCCUAAUCUUAACUACAAUCUUUGUCUUGGGAAUCUUCAUUAAAUUCCAAGAAACUCCCAUAGUAAAAGCCAACAACCGGGACCUCUCCUACAUUCUACUGGUCUCCCUUCUGAUUUGCUUCUUGACCUCAUUCCUCUUCAUUGGUCAGCCAAGGAGAACCACCUGCCUUCUCCGACAAACAGUCUUCAACAUCAUCUUCUCAAUUGCUGUGUCUUCUGUCUUGGCCAAAACAAUCAUGGUGGUGCUAGCUUUCCUAGCCACAAAGCCAGGAAAUGGUAUGAGGAAAUAUCUGGGCAAGAGUCUGGCCAACACCAUCAUCAUUUCUUGUUCUAUUGUUCAGGUUGUCAUUUGUUUCACCUGGUUAGGAGUUUUUCCUUCAUUCCCUGAUUCUGACAUGUAUUCGCAGCCUAGAGAGAUUGUUCUACAGUGCAAUGAAGGCUCUGCUGCUAUGUUUUAUAUUGCCCUUGGCUACAUGGGCUUUCUGGCUGCCGUUUGCUUCACAGUGGCUUUCCUGGCCAGGAAUUUGCCUGGGUCCUUCAACGAAGCCAAGCUGAUCACCUUCAGCAUGCUGGUCUUCUGCAGUGUCUGGCUGUCCUUUCUGCCUACCUAUCUGAGCACCAAAGGGAAAUACAUGGUGGCUGUGCAGGUCUUCUCCAUCUUGGCUUCCAGUGCUGGGCUGCUGGGUUGCAUCUUCAUCCCUAAGUGUUACAUCAUUGUGCUGAGGCCAGACUUGAAUACAAAGCAGCAAUUGAUGUUGAAAAAUGAAGUAGAAAACUGA
Molecule: messenger RNA, 1686 nt
Organism: Notechis scutatus (mainland tiger snake)
Lineage: Eukaryota; Metazoa; Chordata; Lepidosauria; Squamata; Elapidae
Source: RefSeq, a predicted model, not a curated record